Molecule: messenger RNA, 2119 nt
Organism: Brassica napus (rape)
Lineage: Eukaryota; Viridiplantae; Streptophyta; Magnoliopsida; Brassicales; Brassicaceae
Exons: 1
Coding region: 569-1873 (434 amino acids)
Source: RefSeq, a predicted model, not a curated record
UUCUACGCAUGGUGAUACAAAUCUUCCUACCGAAACAACAUUGCGGGUAAAGUAUUUUAUAUUUGUUUAUGUAAUAUUGUCAUAAUUACGUAAUAAUAUUUAAACUUUUAAAAUGUUUGUAGAAAGGAGCUAAUUUCAAAUGGACUCCUAGCAGUCUUUAUCGAUUGCUUGAGUUAUAUGAUGAAGCUGUUAAAAUGAACAAUUACCGUAUAAAAGACCCUACAUCUUUUGCCAAACAGUUUAUGGUUGAAAAAUUUAACGAAGAGUUCGGUUUAGAUAUAAACUAUAAGUUUUUCAAAGAAAAACUCGAUACCUUGAAAAAGAAGUACAAGAAGUAUCGAGAGCUUCUAACUUCAACUGGUAUCUCGGUUGAUCCUAUUACUUCUGAGAUUGAUGCAUCUGACUCAUGGUGGAAAGAUCGUGAAGCAAGCACUGAUUUUUUAUACUGAAAAUUUAUUUACCAUAUAUAAGUAUAAAAUAUUUUAAAAUAUUCAUUUUUUAUUUAUUUUAAUAGGCAUGUAAGAUUGUACAUGCAUUUAGACGAAAACCGCCACACGGGUGGGAAAUCAUGGAACGUUGUUUCAAAUUAUACAAUGUCCAAUCACAAUCCCAAUAUUCUGUCAACCAAAGAAGAGAAGAAAUGAUGAAUCAAAGUGCCACUAAUAAUGAAGAUCAGUUGUACCAAGAAACCUUUGGUGGUGAAAUGUCAGACAAUGAAGAGCCAGAGAUGCAAGAAAACGAAGAAGUGUAUCGUGUUAAUAUAAAUGAUGACACACGUCCUUCCAAUGAGUUCACUCGUACCCAUCUGCGUCAUAGUUCUGCAGCGGGUGAUCCGAUUCAAACUCCUGGUUCAAGAGUUCAACAACAAGGCAGAGGAAGACGAGGAAGUUCUUCACAAAGAUCAUCGAUACCUUCACGAGUUAUACAUGGAAGUGGUUCAAGAGGAAGUAAAAAAAGACAGUCAUUUGUGACCACCCUCACAGAUACAAUGACUGGAUUUAGGGAGUUUCAACGUCAAAGUUUACAACAACUACGCCAAAAUCCGUUUGACCAAGACGACUAUGACAAUUUUGAUGCGGCUGUGAAGAUAUUUGAAUCGAUGGAGCUACCGAAUGACACAAAAUUCUAUUGGGCGUGCAUUAACGAAUUUAAAGAAGAUGCAUUCUGGCGAAAGUAUUUUAUUGAUAGAGCUGAAAGUACUUUCGAAGAGAAGAUACAAUUUCUACAAGCAUUAACUGGAUAUACGCGUGAUGAUGAUUUUGUGGGCAAGCGAUUAAGCUCAUGUAAACCAUUUGGGAGUCCAAGUUCAAGUGGUUUUCAUUCAGGUAGUCCAUCUUCUGGUGGUAAUAAUUCUUGGGGGAAAACUUCAGCUGGCCAAUGGGGUCAACAUCCACAUGCUCAACAAUGGGGUACACCACCAGGUGCACAGCAAUGGGGCACACCACCAGGUUCUCAGCAAUGGGGCACGCCACCAGGUGCACAACAUUGGGGCACACCACCAACUGCUCAGCAAUGGGGUACACCCCCUAAUGCUCCGCAAUGGAGUACACAACAAAAUUCUCAGCAAUGGGGAGCAUAUCAGAAUACACAACAAUGGAGGAGUUCAUCACCGGUGGCUCCAAAUUGGGAUUCAUCAUCUAAUCAUUCACAGUGGGGUUCAUCGCCAAAUACUUCACAUUGGCCUUCUUCGACGAAUGUUCAACAUGGAUUUCCGCUUGAAACGCAAACUAGAAGUACAACAAAUCCUCAGCAAGGAUCAUCAAGAAGGGAAAUACCAGAAACACGUAAAACUGGAGGAUUAUUUAACAUAUGGGGAACCCAACAAGGACCUAAUUUAAAUGAAACUCAUCAAAGCGAUGAUGAUUACGCUUAGUUAGUAGAUUGAAUGCUUUUAUAAUAAUGAUGAUGUUUGGUGUUUGAUUUAAGUUGUUUUUAAUAUUUGUUACUUUUAUUAUGUGUAAUACGAUCAUUUUUCUUAUUUUUAAUCAAUCUAAUACCUUUUAAAAAAAAAUUUGUCAAAAUAUAGGCUUUUCGCAUAUGUCAACUACGAGCACAAAAAAUUCAAUUUUUAAGUUAUGAAGAGAGAAUUGAGUUAUGAAAUUUGGAGAGCGCACAAUUU